GGAGCCGCCAGGAGCCACCGGCAGCGGAGCACCGGGAGCACCGUGAGCGCCGGGAACCACCGGGAGCCACCGGGAGCUCCGGGAGCCGCCAGGAGCCACCGGCAGCGGAGCACCGGGAGCGCCGGGACGGAGCGCUGCCCCGGCCGAGGAUGUCCGGGAGCGGCCCGGGACGGCCGGCGGAGGUGGCGGAGUGGCUGGCACGGCCGUUCGAUGACUUCUUCGGGACCGCCGGCCUCGGCCCCUGCGCCGUGAGGCCGCUGAGAGGCGGCUCUGGCAGGAGCCGGGGGCAGAAGCAGAGAGCCCCGAGCCCUGUGGCAGAGAAGAGCAGAGCCGCAGCUGCUCCCAGGAAAAGAGCCACGCCCGGCCGGAGCCGGGCCCGGGAGGAGCUGCCAUGGGUGGAGAGACACCGACCUGAAACGCAGAAUGACCUUGCUGUGCAAAAGAAGAAGAUUGAGGAAGUUGAAACCUGGUUAAAAACACACAUAUUUCAGAGGCAGCCAAAGCAGGGUGGCCCUAUCUUGCUGCUGACUGGCCCUCCUGGCUGUGGAAAAACUGCAACUCUCCAAAUUCUGGCCAGAGAUCUUGGCCUUCAGGUGCAAGAAUGGACCAAUCCACUCUCUUUAGACUUCACAAAGGAAGACUUGAAAAGCAUGUUUGGCCAUGACUCAAAUUCUCAUACGUUUCCGAGUCAGGCCCAAGCAGCUCUCUUUCAAGAUUUUCUAUUAAGAGCAAAUAAGUAUAACAAACUUCAGAUGCUUGGGGAGUCCUCAGAAAAUGAUAAAAAGCUUAUUCUUAUUGAAGACAUUCCCAACCAGUUCUACCGGGAUCCUGGCAGCCUACAUGAAAUCCUCAGGAGUUUUGUUCGUAGGAGUAGGUGCCCCCUGGUCUUUAUAAUCUCAGAUAACUUCAGUGGAGACAGCAACCAGAGGUCACUGUUCCCCGCUGAAAUUGUAGAGGAGUUGUGUAUAUUCAAUAUUAGUUUCAAGCCUGUUGCACCAACCAAUAUGAUGAAAGUUCUUACUCGAAUAGCUGCAGCAGAAGCCAGUAUGAACAGAGAGAAUUACGCCCCCGAUAGAACUUCUCUGGAGUUGCUUUGCAGAGGUUGUUCAGGUGACAUAAGAAGUGCAAUAAACAGCCUUCAGUUUUCCUCUACGAAAGGCUGCUCAUUGGAGAAAGAAUUUUGGUCAAAGAAGAAGAAGAAGUGCUCCACAAUAAAAUGUGAGGAAGCAGGAGUAUCCAAAGUGAGAAAGAAAAGUAAAUGUGAUACCUCAGAAGACCAGGAGAUGCAAGCUAUUGGUGGCAAGGAUGCAUCCAUUUUUCUUUUCCAUGCUCUGGGGAAGAUUAUUUAUUGCAAAAGAGAAGCAGUGUCAGAAGCAGAGUGCCCUCAGCUGCCUGCUCACCUGUCCAGACACCACCGGGACACGUUGCUCAUUCAGCCUGAGGAAAUCGUGGAGAAAUCACAUAUGUCUGGAAGCAUGUUCAAUCUGUACCUUCACCAGAACUAUGUGGACUUUUUUUCUGAUAUAGAUGAUGUAGUGAAAGCCAGUGAAUAUUUGAGCACUGCUGACGUCCUUUGUAGUAACUGGAGCGCACGGCUGGUGAUGGAGAGCUACGGUGCCUCUGUGGCUACCCGAGGGGUCAUCCACUCCAACACCUCCAGAGCCUUUGCCCACCAGCAGGGGGGCAUGGGCUUCCGACCCUUACACAAACCCCAGUGGUUUUUGAUCAAUAAAAAGUAUCAGGAAAAUUGCAUUGCUGCAAAAUCUCUGUUUUCAAGCUUCUGUUUACCACCUGAGUGCCUUCAGACAGAGCUGCUGCCUUACCUUGCUAUGCUAGCAAACCCAAUGAGAAACCAAGCUCAGAUUGCUUUUAUCCAAGACGUGGGGAGGCUGCCACUGAAAAGACAUUUUGGGAGGCUGCAGCUGGAGGCUCUGGACGACCGCGACCCCGGGCUGCCCGAGCUCCACGCCGACCCCGAGGGGCUCCCCUGCAGCCAGUCCAGCGGGAGCGACCUGCCCGGCAGCCAGCCGCAGCCCGUGGCGGCGCAGGCGCUCCUGGAGGAGGAGGAAUUGCGGAUCGAGGAGUACGACAGCGACUGAGCGAGCCCUGUGCCCGGGGAGCUCCGCGGCCGGGCACCGAGAGCCCCGCGCCCCGCAGCGCCAGCCCCGCUCCGCCUUCCCGCCUCUCCCGAGCCGCGGCAGCGAGAGAAAUAGAGGCUGAAAUCCGUCUGAAGGACGCUAGGGACGGUCAGCGGUGUCGCUCUGAAAUUAUCUGUGUUUUUACGCGUUUUAAUAUACGUUGCGAUUGUGCAGCGCGUUUCCCGAGUACAGAUUCCGUGAGCUGCCAGCAUUUGGAGGGUUCGUUCAAAUUCACGUUUCCAAAAAAAUGCCCUUCUGGAAAGAAGAGGCUGAAAUUUAUACCUGAAACGUCACCGUACUGGUGAUGUAAAGAAAACCUCUACUGUAUUCAUACUGUUUUGUACUCUGUCUUACAGAAGACAUAAAUAAGAUCUUCGUGUCUUUGUAAGGGGAACAAAUGUUGUACCAUGGAUUAUUUUGUAUUCCUCUUGGAAAAAAAUUUUCAUAACUUUUAGAGGAGGAAAAAACAGCAAUUAAGCAGAAGUUGUACUUUGUAGGAAGAUAAAUGUGCAGUUUUUCUCCUUGACUUGCAGUUGUGCUGGGGGAAACAAUGAUCCUGUGUUUGGCAACUGACACAUGAUCGGGUGCUGUGGUUAGUGAUACCAGCAGAGAGGAAAAACAGCUUUGUGUGAUGCUCGUUGGCAUUUCUGUAUUGCUUACAGCCAGUUUGGUGAGAGAAAACAUGUGUUUAUCCGCCCUCACCUUGGAUUAAUGCAAUUAAAGAGUCUGUACCCAUCCUC
Molecule: messenger RNA, 2878 nt
Organism: Lonchura striata (white-rumped munia)
Lineage: Eukaryota; Metazoa; Chordata; Aves; Passeriformes; Estrildidae
Gene: RAD17
Product: RAD17 checkpoint clamp loader component
Biological process (GO): DNA damage checkpoint signaling; DNA repair; mitotic DNA replication checkpoint signaling
Cellular component (GO): Rad17 RFC-like complex; nucleus
Molecular function (GO): chromatin binding; DNA clamp loader activity; ATP hydrolysis activity
Source: RefSeq, a predicted model, not a curated record